This is a messenger RNA of Gymnodraco acuticeps, 1722 nucleotides long. Its product is annotated as gamma-aminobutyric acid receptor subunit rho-2-like. NCBI's taxonomy places the organism in Eukaryota, Metazoa, Chordata, Actinopteri, Perciformes, Bathydraconidae. Gene Ontology annotation, molecular function: neurotransmitter receptor activity; monoatomic ion channel activity; GABA-A receptor activity. The transcript has 3 exons. Gene Ontology annotation, cellular component: neuron projection; GABA-A receptor complex; synapse. The record is from RefSeq and is a predicted model, not a curated record. The annotation marks the transcript as partial. Gene Ontology annotation, biological process: monoatomic ion transmembrane transport; signal transduction; nervous system process.
GCUGGUACAAUCGUCUGUACAUCAACUUCACGCUGCGCCGCUACAUCUUCUUCUUCCUGCUGCAGACAUAUUUCCCCGCCACGCUCAUGGUGAUGCUCUCAUGGGUGUCCUUCUGGAUCGACCGCCGCGCCGUGCCGGCCAGAGUCUCCCUGGGCAUCACCACGGUGCUGACCAUGUCCACCAUCAUCACUGGAGUGAAUGCGUCCAUGCCCCGGGUGUCCUACAUCAAGGCGGUGGACAUCUACCUGUGGGUCAGCUUCGUCUUUGUCUUCCUGUCUGUGUUGGAAUACGCCGUCGUCAACUACCUGUCCACCGUCCAGGACCGGAGAGAGCGCAAGAUGAGAAUGAGAGCACGAUCUCAGUCACUCCCCUGCACCUGUGGGAUCUCCGGGACGCGGACCAUGACCAUGCUGGACGGUACCUACAGCGAGGCAGACACCAACAGCCUGGCCGGCUACACUGAGGAGCCCAUGGUGCCGGAGGAGGAGCAGGAAGAGCUGCACGAGGUUCCCGAGAAACCCGAACACAUGGUGGUGCAUCUCUCAGUGAGCAGCGAGUCCACCACCGCCAAGAAAAAGAAGAGCCUGCGGAAGCUUAACAUCAUCCAGAACACGCACGCCAUUGACAAAUACUCAAGGAUGAUUUUCCCUGGGUCAUACAUCUUCUUCAACCUUAUCUAUUGGUCUGUGUACUGCUGAGAGACACUCAGAGUCUGGACAUAGGGCAGGAGGAAGAACUCAGACAGUAAAACUGCUCAGAAUGGGAUUAUUGGGGAGUGCUGUUGUACUGUGUGUCUGAAGUGCAAGUUCUGCAAAGAUUCAUCAUGAACACUUUGGGAUUCAUUGAACACUCUUGAUAUGUUUUCUCAUGCAGCAAUUGAAUGUUCACUAUAUAACUAUAAAACAAAGAAAAAUUGUCAUUUGAAUGACGUUUUUACACAAAUUAUUUUCAAGCUUCAUGAACUUUCGACUGCUGUUUAAAAGUUCUUCGUCCUCAUUUCUUCUGUUCAUGAGAUGAUGCCAACUUUGUAUUUGACUCCUAACAUGGAGAGAUAAGAUGAUGUGAUUAUGUAAGCUACUUAGUUGAUGGAUCUGUGUAUUAAUAUGUAUUUGUAAUGAUUGUCAAGGCGGGAAUCACCAUGAUCAAAAGGUUUUUAAGGCCCAUUCUUUAUCAGUCAUGAUUUAAUUUCAAGCAGUGAUUCAAAUUUCAUUUUUAAUAUAUCAAGAUAACAGAUUUGGAAUAUAUUCUCCAAGCCUGUCAUUCAGUUAUCAAUUAAUUCUGACGAAUCAAUCAGAUUGAGAGGUUAGCACUGUUAGCAUCUCUCUGACCCUGUAUUUAGCGGUGCUUUUAGCUAAAUGCUAACAUGCUAACAUUCUAAUCAUGUUUAUCAGGUACUGUUUACCAUCUUAGUUUAACAUACAAACAUACAUACAUACAUACAGCUGAUGCUUAUGGGAAUGUUUUUGCUUGAGUUUGGUCAUAAACUAAAGUACAGGAAGAAUUUAAUCUUAAUGAUCAUGGCGCUUUAUGAAACCUCGCAAUCGCAAUGGUUAUUCGAAAUGAUCGUGGGGAGAACAUGAAUAUCUUUACCAAAGUUUAUUGCAAUCAAUGUGUAUAUCAAAACCAAAAAUGUCAAUCUCAUGGUGCUACUGGAGGAAGAUACAGUCAGAUGAUCACUACUGCAGGUCAAUCCAUAGAAUAUUUGCCAGAAUAUCUUAGUCU